Molecule: messenger RNA, 640 nt
Organism: Microplitis demolitor
Lineage: Eukaryota; Metazoa; Arthropoda; Insecta; Hymenoptera; Braconidae
Exons: 2
Coding region: 52-357 (101 amino acids)
Source: RefSeq, a predicted model, not a curated record
AAUAGAACCAUUAUUACUUUAUUUGGUAUCAAUAAAAAAAAAAAAAUAAAUAUGUCUAAAGUUUUACUAAUCUUUGCUUUUUCUGCAUUACUCAUUUGUGCUAUGGGUCAAAAUUUGGAAGAUUCAAAUGUGCCCAGCAAACCUACUAAGCAAUGUUUACCAAAAGGAACGCCUUGUCUCGCGCUGGCUUUUGAUCUUUGUUGUCCUGGAACUCAAUGCACACAACUGCCAUUAAUGUUCUUCUCCGGAACUUGUACAUCGAAUACUGUAAAUGUCUUAUCUCAAGUGAAUGAGGCUGCUGAAGUCGCCAAAAGUAAUUGGGACACCAUCAAAUCUGGGGUAGAAAAUCUGUCUUAAGCCAGAGAUACAUCAGUAUAUCUCGCGCCAAGUACACAUUCAAUCAUGUGUAUAUGUGUGAAUGUGUAGCGCGAGCCUGUCAUGUUUCCAUUCUGCAGACAGAUCUCAUUUUGACAGCUCUAAAUUUUUAAUCGUCAUAAAAUAUUUAUUUAAGCCACAAAUACCAUUUAAUUAUAAAUUAUUAUAUAUAUUUUGUUUAUUAUUUGUUAAAUUAUUUCUUCUUUCAACAAUUCAUUAUUAAUAAAUAAUAAUAUAACAAACAAUAAAAGAAUUUAUUCAUAAA